Molecule: messenger RNA, 2579 nt
Organism: Drosophila takahashii
Lineage: Eukaryota; Metazoa; Arthropoda; Insecta; Diptera; Drosophilidae
Biological process (GO): positive regulation of cytoplasmic translation
Cellular component (GO): cytoplasm
Molecular function (GO): translation regulator activity; zinc ion binding; single-stranded RNA binding
Source: RefSeq, a predicted model, not a curated record
AUCCUGACAAGAGACUAUAAAUCUAAAUAAAGUGAUUAAUAAAUAUAACUGUGUUAAAUUCAAUAACUGGGGAUAUAAAUUAUAACCCUACAAAUUCAGAAGUGGGCAGAUCACAAGCCAAAUAAAUAAAAACGAAAAAGAAGACUAAAAACUAAGAUAAUAAAAACUUAACAAAACAAAAUGGAUUUAAACGACGCAACGAUUGAACAAUUAAAAAAGUGGUUAAGUGUACUUAACUUAUCAACGACGGGUACAAAACGAGAAUUAAUUUUACGUCUUAACAAAGUACCGCUUGAAAUACGCAAAAUGGGUGAUGAAAUGUUAGUACAAAAAGGGAAUCGAGACGGCGCCGAAAGCAACGAAAAAGACGGCGACAUAGAAAAUUCCGAAGAAGAAGACGGCGCCAAGAGAAAUGAAAAAGACGGCGACAUCGAAAAUUUUGAAGAAGACGGCGACAAAAGAAACGGAAAAGACGGCGGCAUCGAGGAUUGCGAAGAAGAAGAAGACAAAAGAAACGACAAAGACGGCGACAUCGAGGAAUAUGGAGAGAAAAGCGAUGAGAAUAACGGCAAAGACGGAGAAAUCGAAAGCGAAGUUGGCGAUGAGUACGAAGAAGCUAUAGGCAGCAUGGAAGAAGUUGGCGGCAGCACUGAGAAGAAAGAAAAGGGUCAAAGGAACAACGAAAAAGGCGGCGAACAAAAGGAAGGAAAAAAUCAAAAGUGUGCAGAGAACAACAAAGCUAGAGAGAAUUUCAACGACGCAGUUAGCAACGCACGUAUGGUGAAAAAAGGCAACGUCGCCAAAGAAAACAUGGAGUACAAUUUUAAUCAGAGCAUUGAUAUUUCGUUGGGAAUGGCAAUGCAAGUGUUGAGUGACUUCUCUGGUGAAUCGUGUGCCCGCAAAUGGGUUACUCAAAUGAAUAAUAUUGCCAGCAUCUAUGGCAUAACUGGGCACUACGUUAAAAUGUUGAUGAUCAGCAAGAUUAAAGGUAAAGCCAAUGUUUGGCUGCACGCAAAUUCAGGGCGUGUUUUGCUACCACUUGAAGAAUUAACUGCCGAACUGAUUUCAAUGUUUGGCGAAAAGGCUUCGAAACUGGAGGUAAGGCGCAAGUUUGAGAAUCGCCAAUGGAAUGCCGGUGAAACUUUUGGCAGUUAUGCGGACGACAAAGUAAUGCUUGCUCAGAGCAUUUAUAUGGAGACAGAAGAAAUGUUAGACUGCAUUAUUGAGGGAAUCCCGAAUCAAGGGCUGCGUAAUCAGGCGCACAUGCAAUGUUUUGAAAAUGUUAGACAAAUGAAGCGAGCAUUUGCCGAUAUUAGCCUGCCCAAAUCCGUACGUUUUGGAGGGACGACGACAGUGGCGCACUUCAAGGACAACAAAGAGACGCGCUGUUAUAAUUGCAACGCCAAAGGACACUGGGCAUCUGAAUGUAGGAAAGCGAAGCGGGAGAAGGGAUCUUGCUAUGCGUGCGGCGAGAUGGGGCACUUUGUGGCAACCUGCUUGAAAAACAAAAAUAAGCCCGGAGGCAAAAACAAUUAUAAUGCCUCAUAGACACGGGAAGCCCGAUUUCAUUGAUCAAAAUAUCUAAAGUACCAGCAAAUGUCUGCAAGUUACCUGUUCUAAGUUUAUACCAUGGAUUAAAUAAAAGUUAUCUAGAAACGUAUGGAAGAAUAUUAUGUUACGUUAAGAAGAAUUUAAAUAAAAUACAUUUUCAUUUAGUUAUUGUGGCGAACAUGUCUAUGAGUCAUGAUGUAAUACUGGGAAGAGAUUUUAUGGAAGCAUGUAAUAUUAAUUUAAACCUCGACUCCUUGAAAAUGGUUACGGUGGAGAACAUGGAAAACCCUUCAAAUGUUAGUAAUGAAAAUCAAAUAAUUAGUGAUAUUGUUAGUAAUAAAAAUCAGAUUGUUAGUGAUAUUGUUAGUCAUGAAAAGCAGAUUGUUAGUGAUAUUGUUAGAAAUGUUAGAGAAGAAAAUCAGAUUGUUAGUGAUAUUGUUAGUCAUGAAAACCAGAUAGUUAGCAAUGUUAGUGAUAAAAUUAGCGACAAUAGGCAGAUGAUUAGAAAAGUUAGUAAAGUUACAGAUAAAGAAAUAGUUAGGAAUAGCAAUGAAAUAGAUUUAGUGGCAAAGGAAUUAUUUAAUAUUAAUAUUACAGAUGAAAGUCCAGAUUACAAAAUUGGCAAUGAAGUGAAUUAUAAUGUUAGGCGUCAUUUUAUUAAAAUGGUAGAAAGCUGUUAUGUAAAUAAGCAAAGACCAAAGGAACCCGAAGUUAGAUGUGAAAUAAAAUUAAGAUUAGAGGAUUCUAAACCUUUUAGUUGUUCGCCCAGACGUUUAGCUUAUACAGAAAAAGAAAAGUUACAGGUUAUAUUAGAUGAAUACUUAAUCGAGGGAAUUAUAAGACCAAGUCAAUCGGAGUACGCAUCUCCAAUAGUGUUAGUAAAAAAGAAAACAGGCGACUUACGAUUAUGUGUGGAUUAUCGAAAACUUAAUAAGACAAUGGUUAAAGAUAACUAUCCUUUACCUUUAAUAGAUGAUUUGUUAGACACUUUAGUAAAUAAAACAAUAUUUUCGAAAUUAGAUUUAAAA